Molecule: messenger RNA, 1705 nt
Organism: Dendrobium catenatum
Lineage: Eukaryota; Viridiplantae; Streptophyta; Magnoliopsida; Asparagales; Orchidaceae
Product: glycosyltransferase BC10
Exons: 2
Coding region: 169-1335 (388 amino acids)
Cellular component (GO): membrane
Molecular function (GO): glycosyltransferase activity
Source: RefSeq, a predicted model, not a curated record
UUUCUAGGUUUUUAAAUGUUUAUUGCUCUGGAUGAGUUUGUUCAACCUAGAUUUUGGGAGAGGUUAUUUCACCGGGGUUGGAAGGGAUUUUGAUCAACGCCGUGGUAUAUGAUUAUUCGCAAUUUGUUAUUGGGCGCACGGAAGUGUUGAUUUUGAAAUCGAAGAAAGAUGAAUGUGUCGAAGAGCAAGAUGGGCGAGGAGCACGGGGAUUUCUACUCUGUGUCGCCGAAGAUGGAUUGGAGGAUUAGGUUGUUAAGAAUAAUCUGGGGUUUGGUGAUAUUCAUGGGAGGAGCUUUUCUGGGCUUGUCGGUAACUUCCCGGUAUAAUCAAUACUUGACUACGCAAACUAAUGAUCUUUUCUUUCCGACGAAGAUGUUCACUACAAAUUGUGAUAUGCAGAGGUUAAGUAUAAAGAGUUUUGUUCAUCCCAUGCAUCUUUUUCAUGAUUUAACUGAUGAAGAGCUAUUCUGGAGGGCAACCUUGGUGCCAAAGAUUGAAGAAUAUCCAUACAAGAGAGUGCCCAAGGUGGCUUUCAUGUUCCUUACACGUGGACCGCUUCCGUUUGCUCCCCUUUGGGAUAGGUUCUUUAGAGGACAUGAACGCUUCUACUCUGUUUAUGUGCAUUCUAUUCCAAACUACAAGCUCAAUGUCUCAGAAACUUCAGCAUUCUAUGAGCGCCAAAUCCCUAGUAAGGAGGUUUCAUGGGGAUCGAUUUCACUUGUGGAUUCAGAAAAGAGACUUUUGGCCAAUGCUUUAUUGGAUUUCUCCAAUGAACGGUUUGUUCUUCUCUCAGAAAGCUGCAUCCCUGUUUAUGAUUUUCCCACAGUCUACAAGUACCUUAUCAGUUCCAAGCAUAGUUUUGUCGAGUCCUACGAUGAAGAUUCGCCCCGUGGACGUGGUCGUUACAACCGUCACAUGUACCCUAAUAUCAAGCUCAGCAAGUGGAGGAAAGGAUCCCAGUGGUUCGAGCUUAACCGGGAGUUAGCUGUGAAAAUAGUUGCAGAUUACAAUUACUAUGCCAUAUUUAGAAGAUACUGCAAGCCCUCUUGCUACCCGGACGAGCAUUACAUCCCGACGUACUUGAACAUGUUCCAUGGAGAAUUGAAUGCUAACCGGACUGUAACUUGGGUCGAUUGGUCAAGAGAUGGGCCUCACCCUGCCACAUAUGGCAAAGAAAAUAUCACAAUGAAAUUCAUCCAAUCAAUUAGAAAUAAUGGAACCAUCUGCACAUACAACAAUGAGCCAACUACUCUCUGCUAUCUCUUUGCGAGAAAAUUUGCUCCCAAUGCAUUAGAACCUCUACUAAACAUGACUUCAGAAGGGAUGAAAUUUUGAAUUCUAGUGCCUUUGGCUUUCAGAGCUCCAUUUUUGCCCUCCUAUUGUGCUUGGGUGAGGAGAGUAACUUGUCUGCUUUACCUAUUUUUUUGAGAAGGAGGUGGCGGUCAUAGGAAGUUUGGUGGAAAAUUCACCAAAAAUCUUUUCUCCCAAGCAGUCUCUUGUUAUCGAAGGAGUUAUACUUUGACAGAGCUAACAUUUAUAGCAACAGCAGUGCAGAAAGUGUAUACUCAGCAUUGGCGAUUCCAUAUUUGGUUGAAUACAAAGUAAAACAUUAUUUCCCUGAUAUUGUACGAAUAGACAUUCUGUUUGCAAUGUGUUUGAUCAUUUUUCCGAUUAUACGGUCUUCCAUGAUGAAGGGAAGAACAAA